CCCCAAGGCAUCGACUACUGUAGUGAACUUGUGCGUGUGCCUUUUUAAAAGGGAGUGUAGAGAGCAAGAGAGGGUGCUGUGUGCACGAAAUUGGACCUUGUUCCUAAAAAUUUGGCUUUAGUUAGGAACAAAGUAAAAAUAAAACAAAUUUUACAACUUUACAAGUGCAGCAUGAAGUGGGGUUGGGCGCUUUGGGGGGUUCUGCUAACUUUUGCUUAUCUGUGCUGGAGCGAAAAGGGCCUGGAGUUCCCCGAAUAUGAUGGGAAGGACCGUGUUCAUGAGCUGACCAUGAAGAACUACAAGUCUGUGAUGAAGAAAUACGAUGUCAUGGUCAUCUACUACCACAAGCCUGUUGGCGAGAACCGCAUGACCAGAAAACAGUUUGAAGUGGAGGAACUUGCUUUGGAGUUGCUAACAAGCCCCGCCGCCCUGACGUACCAGCUUGCUGCACAGGUGCUUGAUGAUCUUGACGAUGAGGAUAUUGGAUUCGCCCUGGUGGAUUCAAAAAAGGACCGAGCUGUUGCUAAGAAGCUGGGUCUGUUGGAGGUGGACAGCAUCUACAUCUUUGCAGAUGACGAGAUCAUCGAGUACGAUGGAGAGAUGGCGGCCGACACGCUGCUGGAGUUCCUCUAUGAUGUGAUCGAGGAGCCUGUGGAGAUCAUCAGUAAUGACAGAGAACUCAAAGGCUUUCAUAACAUCGAGGAGGACAUUAAACUAAUGGGCUACUUCAAGAGCGCAAAAUCUUCACACUUCAUUGAGUAUGAUGACGCAGCAGAAGAAUUUCAUCCCUUCAUCAAGUUCUUUGCCACAUUUGAGCCAAAGAUCGCUACGAAAUUAAACCUGAAGAUGAAUGAAGUGGAUUUCUAUGAGCCCUUCAUGAACAACCCCGUCACCAUCCCCAGCAAACCCUACAUGGAGGACGACAUCGUCAGCUUCAUCGAGGCGCACAACAGUUCUGUUGUUACUCAUUUUAGGCCAACUCUAAGAAAACUGGAGCCUCACAGCAUGUAUGAGAUCUGGGAAGAUGAUAUUAACGGACAGCACAUCGUGGCUUUUGCUGAGGAGUCUGACCCUGAUGGUUAUGAAUUCCUGGAGAUCCUAAAGGAAGUGGCUCAAGAAAACACAGAGAAUCCAGACUUAAGCAUCAUCUGGAUCGAUCCUGACGACUUUCCACUGAUGGUGCCGUACUGGGAGAAGACCUUCGGCAUCGACCUCUCGUCCCCUCAGAUCGGCGUGGUGGAUGUUGAGGAUGCUGACAGUGUGUGGAUGGAGAUGGAUGAUGAAGAGGACAUGCCGACCGCUGAUGAGCUCGACACCUGGAUCGAAGACGUGAUGGCUGGAAGAAUCAACCCUCAUGAUGAAACUGACUACAGCCAUGAUGAUGAUGAUGAUGAUGAGGGCGAGGAUGAUGAUGAUGACGAUGAUGACAAUGAUGAUGUUGGUGACGAUGACAAUGAUGAGGAUAAUGAUGAUGAUGAGGAUAAAUAAAUUAUGUCAGACAUCACAUCACCGUCAUAUGCUCGUGUUUAAGAACUCGUCAGUCUGUCGUGGUUCACAUCAUCGCAAACUGAGCUGUUCUGUUAUUGCCAUCUGCAGGACGACUUGUCUUGUUGCUUAGCUCUGCACCACUUAUUCUUCAGGAAAAUAAACAUCGUAUUUGCGGAUCACUGCACCUUUUUAUCUGCCAAUGAAACACAUUCAGUGUGCUGUUUGUUAAACAAUAGAAAAUCCUUGUAACAACUGUUUUGAUAUUUUUUAUUGACUUUUAGAGCAGAAUAAAUGAUGCUCACUGGAAGGUCUUAAAUAAAAGAUA
Molecule: messenger RNA, 1813 nt
Organism: Labeo rohita (rohu)
Lineage: Eukaryota; Metazoa; Chordata; Actinopteri; Cypriniformes; Cyprinidae
Gene: casq1b
Product: calsequestrin 1b
Exons: 12
Coding region: 172-1488 (438 amino acids)
Biological process (GO): regulation of skeletal muscle contraction by regulation of release of sequestered calcium ion
Cellular component (GO): sarcoplasmic reticulum lumen
Molecular function (GO): calcium ion binding
Source: RefSeq, a predicted model, not a curated record